GCCUCUGUUUCCGGCCCUUAGCUUAGCUUGCUAGCUGUGAGCAGCAGCGUUCGUGUCUGUGACUCUUUGGUUCUUUUGUUGUUUUGUGACGGAGUUUGUUUUAGAAAAAGUUGGUGUCGUUGUGUGAAAAUGUCUAAAGUCCAAAUGCUGAGAGCGUUGGUGAAGCAGCGACUAACUGCGGCUGCUGAUGAGAUAUUUGGGCUGUUUGAAAGAACCAUAGCAGAGUACGAGGAGGAACUUUGUCGUUCCAAAGAGGAGAACCACCGACAGCGACACCUGCUGGACGCCGUCUUUAACCCUGAUGUCAAUUUGCACGUAUCAGAUAUGCAGCACCUGUUGGUGGGUCAAGAACAGGUUCCUCCUGAGCAGCAGUACUGGAGCUCCAGGCUGGAUCAGGAGGAUCCGGAUCUCCCACACAUUAAAGAGGAGCAGGAAGAACUCUGGACCAGCCAGGAGGGAGAACAUGUUCCAGAACUACAGGAGGAUGAUGUCACCAAGUUCCCAGUGACUAGUGUCCUGGCGGAGAGUGAAAAUGAUGAAGAGAAACCUCAGUCCUCACAGCUUCCUCAGAGUACAACAGAGGGGAACAAACACUCACUUGAACACAGAAGAACAGGAUCUGUAGGAGCUGACUGUGGGGGACCAGAACCAGACACAAACUUGUAUUCAGACCCUUAUUUACAGCCCCUGACUGAUGACUUGGCCUCAGAGUCGUCUGACGUUUGGACUGAACACAGCGACGACUGGACAGAAACCAGUGAACAACAGGCGAGUUUGAAGACUCCGACAUGUCACGUAGUUGCUGUAAAUGAUAAGAGACUUAAACUGGGUGAGAAACGAUUCAGCUGCUCAGAGUGCGGCAAAGGAUUUGGUUAUAGGAGCGAGUUGAGCGUCCACAUGAGAAGUCAUACAGGAGAGAAACCAUUCCCAUGCUCCAAUUGUGGUAAAUCGUACCGCUACAAAAGUCAUCUGAACAGACACAUGAUCGUUCAUCGCGCAGUACGGCAAAUGAGCUGCUCAACGUGCAACAAAACCUUCAGACACAAGAUCAGUCUGAAGAAACAUCUGAAAAUUCACGUCAACGAUCAACCGUUUGUGUCCUCGUUCAUCGCUGGAGAUCCGUUCAUGAGUCCACUUUAAGGCACGUCGUGUAGAGGACAUUUACAGCCGCACACAAGCCCGCUGAAUGUUAAUGUGUAUAAAACAAGCGCCGCGCUGACGCCGCUCAUACGGGUGCAGUAGAUUUUACAAUAGGGGGAUUGAAUAUCUGCCAUAUUGGAUUUUGAUCAUGCAGGGGAUUGUGGGAAAUGUGUGCCUGCUGUGGAUGCACGGACACGUGCAGGAAGUAAACAAAAGGCUCAGAAUGCCGGAGGUUACUUGUUGUGUCCCUGGAUGCUAAAUAACCAUCUCAGGGAUAAACAUGUGAACUUCUAUGUUUUUCCUAAGAAUCCAGCACUUGGAAGCAGCUGGAGUCAUAAUAUUAGGAGGACUGGAAAUAAGAGGAAGUUUAGUAAGUUCAAGCUGACAUCAACCCACUGAGUCUGCAGCAGCAAAAGGGUGAUUCUUAGACUACGGGCACUUAUUAUGUCCUUUGAUCAUAUUGUAUGAAAAACAGAAAAAAGGGGAAAUUUCACACUUUUAUAGUUAUCUUUA
Messenger RNA from Thalassophryne amazonica, 1653 nucleotides. RefSeq names its product zinc finger protein 316-like. Gene Ontology annotation, cellular component: nucleus. The record is from RefSeq and is a predicted model, not a curated record. Lineage: Eukaryota; Metazoa; Chordata; Actinopteri; Batrachoidiformes; Batrachoididae. The transcript is spliced from 2 exons. The coding region runs from base 130 to 1140 and encodes 336 amino acids.